This is a messenger RNA of Platichthys flesus (European flounder), 1517 nucleotides long. It is a transcript of the gene st3gal7, whose product is annotated as ST3 beta-galactoside alpha-2,3-sialyltransferase 7. The transcript is spliced from 8 exons. The coding region runs from base 137 to 1378 and encodes 413 amino acids. The record is from RefSeq and is a predicted model, not a curated record. Lineage: Eukaryota; Metazoa; Chordata; Actinopteri; Pleuronectiformes; Pleuronectidae. Gene Ontology annotation, molecular function: lactosylceramide alpha-2,3-sialyltransferase activity.
GUUCAGCGGGGUAGGACCCUGCAGCAGCCAUUUUAGCUCCACGGGACAUGCGUCUUGCUGCUUUCCCAUCAGCCAUGGAGCAGAGGGAAGCCGACGGUUAACUCUCGGUUAAUGUCUCUACCCGGCGGAGUGUACCAUGGUGACGCUGGAUCACUUGAGUGUAGAAGACACUGAUGACAACUCCCUGCUGUUGCCUGAGGCUUCAACGCCAACACCUGUCUGUCACAGGCAACUCGUGGUGACAAAUAGCGACUCUAGGGAUUUGUUCCUCACCAGGGGUGAGAACCUUGCCUUGAGUCUGGUGCUGUUGAUAGGAUGCUACUCAGCUGUUCUGAUUCCUGCCUAUUUCCCCACCGAUCAGGUGUCAACACUGGGCAAUGACUUCCAACAUCCUAAAGAUCUGGUCUUAUUAAACCGCUCAGCCGCGCUGCUGUCGGGCCCCUGUCAGCCUCACUGGGGUCUGAACCACCUCAAGCAUCUGUCCUGCUCUGCAGGCCUCGUGGACAUCCCAGUGUUUGUGCAGCAGGACAGGCCCGUGACCUGGGAUCUGCCCCCUCCUCUGGGGCUCCAGGGCAGCGAAGAGCCUCUGACCCUGGCUCUUGCGUCUCUGCCUGAGCAUAACCUGCCUCCGUCACUGAGGAGAGACGGCAGCUGCAGGCGAUGUAUGGUGGUGGGCAAUGGCGGGGUUCUGCACGGGAGCCAUCUUGGAUCCCAUAUAGAUCAGUAUGACAUCAUUAUCAGGUUGAAUAACGCUCCAGUGCGUGGCUUUGAGAGAGAUGCUGGUUCCAGCACCACCAUCCGCUUGGUUUACCCAGAGGGAGCGCCUCUCUCUGCAGAAGAGUACAAAAAUACCUCCAUGGUCGCACUGGUGGUCUUCAAGAGCCUGGACCUGGACUGGCUCACUUCUGUCAUCACCGAACAGCCUCUGAGCUUCUGGUCCAAAAUGUGGUUCUGGAGGGAGGUGGUGGAGGUGAUCCCUCUAAGACCAGAGACCUUCAGGAUCCUGCAUCCGGAGAUUAUUCGCAAGACGGGACAAGUGUUACAGAAAUAUGCAGUGAAACAUGGAAAAAUGUUGCCGACACUAGGUGCCAGCGCGGUGGUGUUGGCUUUGCAGCUGUGUGACCAGGUGAGCCUGGCAGGGUUCGGCUAUGACAUGCAGCACCCAGAGGCCAGGCUCCACUACUAUGAGACAAUACGCAUGGACGCCAUGCAGGCUCAAGUGGUGCAUGACGUGAGUGCUGAGAAACUCUUCUUGAGGGACCUGGUGACCGCGCGAGCUGUGACCGACCUCACAGGCGCGUUGGGAGCCAGCAGCGGGGAGACCAAUCAUAGAGUGAACUCCACGUGCACUCCUCCCUCUCGCUGUGAGCAUGUAUAGCGUCCUCCAUAAGAGGCUUGCACAGCAUGGACUGACCUUUAAAGCGCCCACAGUCUCCGGAUGCCUUAGAAUCAACGAUUGUAGAGAUAAAACUAUAUAUAUAUAUGUUGUGUGAAAAUCAAUGAACUAUUUACCAAGA